AUGGGCUCGCAGCAGUUCGACAAGGCCGGCAUCCUUGCAGUCGACUUCUCCGGCCUCGUCGCCAAGACCCCCGGCUUCUCCCUGUCCCAGGAAGAAAUCAACUCCCUGAUCACUGCCUACACUGAUGAAAGCAAAGCAUACGCCAACGGCUUCUCAGUCGCCGGUGAUAAAUUCGUCACUAUCAAGGCUGACGAGCGCAGUCUAUACGGCAAGAAGGGUAAGGAGGGUAUCAUCAUUGCCCGCGCUUCCUCUUGCACCAUCAUCGCCCACCACGGUGAGGCUGUCCAAACUACCAACGCCGCGACCGUCGUUGAGAACCUUGUCGAUUACCUCAACAAGGCUUAG
Messenger RNA from Penicillium soppii, 345 nucleotides. RefSeq names its product profilin (gene pfy1). The record is from RefSeq and is a predicted model, not a curated record. Gene Ontology annotation, cellular component: cell cortex. The transcript has 3 exons. Gene Ontology annotation, molecular function: actin monomer binding. Lineage: Eukaryota; Fungi; Ascomycota; Eurotiomycetes; Eurotiales; Aspergillaceae. The coding region runs from base 1 to 345 and encodes 114 amino acids.